AUGUCUACCAUGGAAAAUAAUUUCAGGAAUUUGCGUCUGGAAACCGGUGAUCGAGAGAGCAGCUAUGGCUAUGUGUAUGCCGUGUCAGGACCAGCCGGUGUAACUGUUGGCGAUCCCGUUCUGAAGACCGGAAAGCCAUUGUCCGUGGAACUUGGUCCUGGGAUAGUAAACAACAUCUUUGAUGGCAUCCAGCGCCCACUAAAAGGCAUAUGUGAUUUGACCAACUCAAUCUACAUCCCCAAGGGUGUAAAUGUGCCAUCCUUGGAUUGUAAAGUCGAGUGGGAGUUUUAUCCGACCGCGACAUUGAAGCCGGGGAUGCAUAUCACCGGUGGUGAUAUUUAUGGUGUAGUCCACGAGAAUACCCUAGUCAAGCACCGCAUCAUGUUGUCACCAAAAGCACAGGGAACUGUACGGUGGGUUGCUCCAGCUGGACAUUAUACCAUCAAAGACAAAAUUUUGGAAAUCGAAUUCGAUGGCGAAGUAUCUCAUCACAGUAUGCUCCAAAUAUGGCCCGUACGUCAACCCAGGCCAGUGGCUGAGAAGCUUCCGGGCAAUUUCCCGCUGCUCACAGGACAGCGAAUUCUAGAUGCGCUUUUUCCCUGCGUCCAGGGUGGCACUACUGCUAUCCCUGGUGCUUUUGGCUGCGGGAAGACGGUGAUUUCGCAAGCAUUAUCAAAAUACUCCAACUCCGAUAUCAUUGUGUAUGUGGGUUGUGGCGAACGUGGGAAUGAAAUGUCUGAAGUGCUUCGCGACUUUCCCGAGCUGACUGUUGAGGUGGACGGGAAACACGAAUCGAUUAUGCAGCGUACUGCGCUGGUGGCCAACACGUCAAACAUGCCAGUGGCCGCUCGUGAGGCGUCGAUCUACACUGGUAUCACCCUAUCUGAAUACUUCCGUGAUAUGGGCUAUAACGUGAGCAUGAUGGCUGACUCGACUAGUCGGUGGGCUGAGGCAUUGCGUGAGAUCUCAGGUCGUCUGGCGGAAAUGCCGGCCGAUUCCGGAUACCCGGCUUACUUGGGUGCACGUUUGGCCAGUUUCUACGAGCGAGCCGGUCGUGUACAUUGUCUGGGUGGUCCUGAACCUCGGUAUGGUUCCGUCGGCAUCGUAGGAGCCGUAUCUCCUCCCGGUGGUGAUUUUGCCGACCCAGUAACAUCGGCGACUCUGAGCAUCGUCCAGGUGUUCUGGGGUUUGGAUAAGAAGCUUGCACAACGAAAACAUUUCCCCAGCGUGAACUGGCUCAUCUCUUAUUCCAAAUAUCUUCGCGCCCUAGAUGACUACUAUGAUCGCAAUUUCCCCGAAUUCGUUGGACUGCGUACGAAAAUGAACGAAAUUCUACAAGAGGAAGAAGAACUAUCGGAAAUCGUGCAGCUCGUCGGCAAAGCCUCUCUUGCAGAAUCAGACAAAAUCACGUUGGAGGUGGCCCGCCUAAUCAAGGAUGAUUUCCUCCAGCAAAACGGCUACUCAUCUUAUGACAGAUUUUGUCCGUUCUUCAAGACGGUCGGUAUGAUGCGGAACAUCAUCAGUUUCUACGAACAAGCUAGGCAUGUGGUUGAAGUUACUGCUCAAUCUGAUCGGCGUGUCACAUGGGCUCUAAUUCGGGAAGCCAUGGGCCCAACCAUCUACAAGCUAUCCAGCAUGAAGUUUAAGGAACCGAAAGUUGGAAAGGAGAGAAUUCUACGGGAGUUUGAGGAACUGCAUGAGGAAAUCACAUCUGGGUUCCGCAAUUUGGAAGAUUUGUGAUUGGUGUGUCAACUCGCGAUCAACUACUUAUGCUGUUGUGUGACCCAACGUCUGCCGAGCGCGCCAUCUUGGGAGGUAUGGGCUUGAAUCCCCUCCCAAUGUCUUUGUUAUUUAUACCAUCCUCAACCGACCAAGGUGUCGCAACCCCACCAGUCCUAUGCAUGGGUAGCUGCAGGUGUGAUCAAACAAGGCAUAAUAUUCUCUCAACUAACUGCGUGCGCAUUCGCCAAGUCAGGCUAGCUCGAUUUCUACCCUUCCCAUAUUCAUCAUUCCAACCAAUCAAGCAGGACCGUAUAUUGAUUUGUUAGGAAUAUACUUCGUCUAUCUUUAAUCUCUUCCUAUUUUCUUGAUGUUGUUCUGUUGACUGUGCGUCGCUGCUGUCUCAAUCUUUGAGUAGUUUCUAUGUUGUACACCUCGGUCGAACUUUAUUUGAAUUUCCUCUGGAAACAUACCAGUCAGCGUUUGAUCAUUGUGUUUUUUUUCGCUGUGCGGGUCUCAAUACAAAAACCUUGCAUUGGUCCU
Molecule: messenger RNA, 2262 nt
Organism: Opisthorchis viverrini
Lineage: Eukaryota; Metazoa; Platyhelminthes; Trematoda; Opisthorchiida; Opisthorchiidae
Exons: 11
Coding region: 1-1740 (579 amino acids)
Biological process (GO): ATP metabolic process; proton transmembrane transport
Cellular component (GO): lysosomal membrane; proton-transporting V-type ATPase, V1 domain
Molecular function (GO): ATP hydrolysis activity; proton-transporting ATPase activity, rotational mechanism; ATP binding
Source: RefSeq, a predicted model, not a curated record